Messenger RNA from Macadamia integrifolia, 2618 nucleotides. Its product is annotated as galactoside 2-alpha-L-fucosyltransferase-like. Lineage: Eukaryota; Viridiplantae; Streptophyta; Magnoliopsida; Proteales; Proteaceae. Gene Ontology annotation, cellular component: membrane; Golgi apparatus. Gene Ontology annotation, biological process: xyloglucan biosynthetic process; cell wall biogenesis. The transcript is spliced from 3 exons. The record is from RefSeq and is a predicted model, not a curated record. Gene Ontology annotation, molecular function: galactoside 2-alpha-L-fucosyltransferase activity. The coding region runs from base 623 to 2392 and encodes 589 amino acids.
CAGGUCAAGAAUGGAUCGGGCUCCUCUAUAACGCACCCUAGCAUGGCACAGCAGUAUACAAAAUUUAUAUUGCUGAAAGUACUCUACGAUUGAGGAUAUCUGAAAAAAUAACAGCUUCCUACGCAGCAUACACAGACAAUCCAUCAAUUUCUGAAAAUUACAUAUUGAUUCCUGAAAAUGAAACCCACUCAACCAUUUGGAUUGUCUGGACUCUGAAGUACAGUUUUGUGAAGGGUUGAAUGAGUCGCAAGUCGAAAAAGAAAAAGAAAAAAGAGUCACGUAUCUUAAUGGGUUAAGGAGCCGUUACUGAAACUCAGACAGUGGCAAAAGAAAUCCAUCAGUUUUCUUUGGCUAUUAAGCAGUUGCCCACUGCCCAUGGCCAAAUGGCAAAACAAUAUAGAGGAGAGGACAGAGGUUACCGGGAAAACCAUGAGUGGAGAAGGAAUCUUACUUCUUCAUGUACCCUUUUUUUCGACUCUAAUAUAUUCCAUAUUUCUCCAUUCAAUUUAAUGUUUGAUACUCUUUUUCACUUUCCACUUAUGAACUCAUCUCAUCUCCCUCUUUCAUAAAUAGGAUCUCCUUUCAACACCUUCUUGAUGUGGGAGUGAAAGUGAUUAUUUUGAUGGAUAUCAAGAGGUAUAGGGCUCAUUUAUCUACAUCAAAUCCUAUAGAUCACAGAAAUGAGAGUGUUUCUCGAGGAGUUGCAGAGAAGAAAUCAGUUGGGUUCUUCAUGACUAUGAAGUUGGUGGGGAUGAUUUUUACAGUUUUGAUUACAGUUUCUGUUAUUUAUCUUUAUGGAGUACCUUCAUGGGGUGGAGUUAGUGGAUUUGCCAAGGCAAGGUCUUUAGAAAUGAAAGCUGAAGAAGUUCGGUACCCUCCUGUGGAUGUAAUCCAGGAAUCUGUGGAAGAAAAGGAUUUCAAAAUGGGGGCUGAAAAAGUUUCAGGUUCGGAAUAUGUUUCAUCUCAUAAAAUUGACUCACCUAAAGAUAAACAUCUUGGUGGUCUUCUUGCUGCUGGGUUUGAAAAAGCAUCUUGUCUAAGUAGGUAUCAAUCCUUCUUAUAUCGCAAGACAUUACCACACAAACCUUCCUCUUACCUUCUUUCUAGUUUGAGAAAAUAUGAAGCUCUCCAUAAACAUUGUGGGCCCUAUACAACAUCGUACAACAAAACUAUGGAACAACUCAAGUCCAAGCAUAACAAUGAGCCACUGGAAUGUAACUAUGUGGUGUGGAUUUCAUUUAGUGGCUUGGGGAACAGGAUACUAACCAUAGCUUCAGCAUUCUUAUAUGCCCUUCUCACCAAUAGAGUGCUUCUUGUUGACCGUGGGACUGACAUUGCUGAUCUAUUCUGUGAACCAUUUCCAGAGACAUCUUGGCUACUUACUGUGGACUUCCCCCUUAAGCAGCUUAAUAGUUUUAAUAAAAAAUCAUCCCAUAGCUAUGGGAAUAUGCUAAAAAAUAAUGUUAUAAACAAUUCAACAUCACCCUUUCCACCCUUUUUGUAUCUUCAUCUUGUUCAUGAUUACAGUGAUUAUGAUAAGCAUUUCUUUUGUGAUCAAGAUCAAAUCCUUCUCCAUAAGGUUCCAUGGUUGAUUAUGAAAACAGACAACUACUUUGUUCCAUCUCUCUUCUUAGUCCCAUCUUUUGAGCAAGAACUGAGUAAACUCUUCCCUGAAAAGGACACUGUCUUCCACCACUUAGGUCACUAUCUUUUUCACCCAUCCAAUCCAGUAUGGGGGUUGAUUACAAGGUUCUAUCAUGCCUACAUAGAAAAAGUUGAUGAGAGGGUAGGCAUCCAGAUCAGAAUCUUUGAGACUGGCAAUAGCCCAUUCCAACACAUUCUUGAUCAGAUACUAGCUUGUUCCCUAAAAGGGAAAGUGCUUCCAAAAGUCAAUGUGAAGAAAUCCAUAAUCCAUCCAUCUGGAAACCAGAAGUCUAAAGCUGUUCUAAUAACAUCUUUAAAUGCUGGAUACUUUGAGAAGAUAAGGAACAUGUAUUGGGAACACCCAACUGUGAGUGGAGAGAUGAUUGGAGUGAACCAGCCAAGCCAUGAAGAAUACCAACAAUCUGAGAAGAAGAUGCAUAACCAAAGGGCAUGGGCAGAAAUGUAUCUCUUAAGUUUGACUGAUGUAUUGAUCACAAGCUCAUGGUCAACUUUUGGGUAUGUGGCUCAAGGUCUAGGAGGAUUAAAACCAUGGAUUCUUUAUAAGGCUAAGAACAAGACAACCCCUGAUCCUCCUUGUCAACAGGUCAUGUCAAUUGAGCCUUGUUUCCAUGCACCUCCCUUUUAUGACUGCAAGGCAAAAACAUGGACUGAUACUGGCGCAAUUGUCCCCCAUAUAAAGCAUUGUGAGGACAUGAGUUGGGGUGUUAAGCUAGUCAAUCAUGGCUGAUUUUAUCUUUAUCAUUAUUUAUGACUGUAUUUUUUCCGUAGAUAUAUGUAAACCAAAGAAUGUGUGUGUGUGUGUGCGAGAGAAAGAAAGAGAGAGAGUUCCAAACCAAAUAUUUUUUUGAAAUAUCUUCAUAAAGUUUAUGGGUAAACUAGAUGGAUGUAUUACAAGUGUUUUCUAUAGAAGAGGAAUCAUUUAGACUAAAUAAUUCUUCGAUUUAUUUGUCUCA